GCACGGCGUGUCUCUAGCUUUCAUGGCCCAUCCGCUUAGUCGCCAUUCUCCUCCUGUCGCACCUCCCUUGGCUUGGGCUUGCUGAAGUCAAAUGAAUGACCAGGACCGCGGGGCACUGUGCUGACCCAGAUUACGUCGUGGGGGGAAGCUGUUUAGUAACCUAGGCUGUUGGCAAGACCUCAACAUCGAUCAGAUCAGGUGUCAACCACCUUCGUACCGUCCAAGUACCGUCUCCCCAAUUCACAUGACAAACAGCUUCCUGAUAUCAAGCACGCGACAAUUUCUUAUUCCAUCAUGGCGUCUCUCAACCUGCCCAAGGGCUCAUCAACAUGUCGAUUGUCCAUCCUCAACACCACAUGCGACUUCACAAUUCCUCCCUCCCUGCUCGUGGAACCCCCAAUCGAGGGAUACGACUGGAUCAAUCUUCCCACCUACUCAUUCCAUUUGAAGCACGCGUCGUCUGGCGCCGAGAUCCUCUUCGAUCUCGGAUGUCGCAAGGACUGGGAGAACUUUGUCCCUCAUCUCUCGGACAUCGUCAAAAACCAUCUCACCGGCAUUCGCAUUAAGGAAGAUGUCACGGACAUUCUUACUGACGGUGGGAUCGAUCUCAACAACAUCUCAGCAGCCGUCUUCAGUCACCACCAUUUCGACCACGUCGGAAAUCCGUCCAAGCUGCCCAAGAGCACCAAAUUGGUGGUUGGGCCGGGAUUCAAGGAGGCCUUUUUGCCAGGGUAUCCGGCGAAGAAGGACUCGGAAUUCCACGAAGCGGACUUCGCGGGACGUGAAGUUCAGGAGCUGGACUUCUCGGACGACUUCAAGAUCGGGCAAUUCCAAGCCCACGACUACUUCGGCGACGGCAGUUUUUACAUCCUGAACGUGCCAGGACAUGCCAUCGGCCAUAUCUCAGGCUUGGUUCGAACGACUCCGGACACAUUCGUCUUUUUGGGCGGCGAUGUCUGCCACCAUAGUGGAGUCAUCCGGCCUACGAAAUCGAUACCUCUGCCUGACACGAUACCUGAAGAUGCUUUUCUCGACAAAGCAAUACCUCGACCAUGCCUAUGCACGGCAUUCCUGUCGAGUCAUCCGGACGGAGAAAAUGGCCGCACGACACCUUUCCUCAAACCCACAACAGACCCCAAUGGAUGGUAUCGUGACCCGCCAACAGCAAAGAAGUCUACUCGAGCAUUGGAAGAAUUUGAUGCGCAACCAAACGUUCUGGUUGUCAUUGCGCAUGACCCGACCUCUCUUGAUGUUUUCGACUUUUUCCCAAAACAUACUAUGAACGACUGGCAGCAGAAGGGAUGGAAGCAGGCCUCUCAUUGGGGCUUCUUGAGCGAGUUGCCUUACAACGGAAAGACUGUCAGACCAGUACUUGUUGAUGGUCUCUACAACUCGCAGGGUGAGAGACUACGGGAUCUGAAUCUGAAGUGAGAGCAUGUAGAUGCCCAUAGGCCUUUUUCAGUCCAGGAAAAAAACUACUACGACCCCAGCACCAGCCAGAAAGAGAGAGUCGCCUAGUUCCAGUAAGUAGGCAGUGUACAGAGAUGAACCGAAC
This is a messenger RNA of Exophiala viscosa, 1555 nucleotides long. RefSeq names its product beta-lactamase-like protein. The transcript has 2 exons. Bases 295 to 1431 code for a protein of 378 amino acids. NCBI's taxonomy places the organism in Eukaryota, Fungi, Ascomycota, Eurotiomycetes, Chaetothyriales, Herpotrichiellaceae. The record is from RefSeq and is a predicted model, not a curated record.